Molecule: messenger RNA, 348 nt
Organism: Plasmopara halstedii
Lineage: Eukaryota; Oomycota; Peronosporomycetes; Peronosporales; Peronosporaceae
Exons: 2
Coding region: 1-348 (115 amino acids)
Source: RefSeq, a predicted model, not a curated record
AUGUUCGACACGGACUUUAAAGAAGAUGAAUCCGCUUUUGCAGACAGCCCAAAAGCCAUUUUGUCUACCGAAGGAUUUACAUCAAGCAACCAGAUUUCAGCCUUUUCUAGUAAUAGACAACCCGAAGUCCCAAGACCACUUCAUGCAUUACCAGACCCAACCUACUUUUCGGUCACGGGAAGGCUUGAUCCCGCAACUUCCGACUUGCCCAUGCAGUAUCGUAAUCACUCCGCCAGAACACCGAAUGGAAUUUUGAGUGUCAUGACUCCUAUCUGGGACAUUGCACUUGUCCCUCCUAUACUUGGAAUUUGUAUAUUAUAUUCGUAUGUUUGCUGGAUUGUAAGGUAG